Messenger RNA from Nothobranchius furzeri (turquoise killifish), 2771 nucleotides. RefSeq names its product baculoviral IAP repeat containing 2 (gene birc2). The record is from RefSeq and is a predicted model, not a curated record. NCBI's taxonomy places the organism in Eukaryota, Metazoa, Chordata, Actinopteri, Cyprinodontiformes, Nothobranchiidae. Gene Ontology annotation, cellular component: cytoplasm; nucleus. Gene Ontology annotation, molecular function: ubiquitin protein ligase activity; cysteine-type endopeptidase inhibitor activity involved in apoptotic process. Gene Ontology annotation, biological process: negative regulation of apoptotic process; regulation of cell cycle; negative regulation of necroptotic process.
GUUUAUCAGUGCAUUACAGACAAUAAUGAACUUUAUCACAAAAUGCUAAUUUUUUGAGAAGGACCUGUAGUCCCAGGUCUGUAUAUGGAUGCUUGAGUGGUUUGAAGUUUUUUAUGCAUAAAUUCCCUCCAAAUGUGAAACUCUGAGGGGUUAGACAUGUCGUUUGUAAAUCUUCGUCGUUGCUGAUCCUGGUUGAUCCGACCCUGAUGCAUCCUGAUCCCACGAGGAUUAAAUCCAUAGGCUUGCCACAAAAUCCCCUCUUUUGUGCCUUUUGUUUGUCGACUCUUGACUUGGUUUCACUUUGAGUGUGGCGAGUGAGCGUGUGUGUCUGAGUGAGAACAGACCUCGGGUUUUCUCAAACCCCUCUCCCUGUAAAGGACAUCUCUUAUUUUGUACCAUCCUUAAAAACCUAUCAAUGGAAACUCUCGUUAAACUCCAAAGCAACCCGUUCUUGUUGUCUCUGUGCCGCAGCGGGCCCCCGCCAGACCUCCAGUAUGACAACUCUUCAGAGCUCUUCAGAAUUUCCACUUUUGCUCGAUUCCCUUCGUCUCCCGUCACAGAGAGGAGUCUGGCGAGAGCGGGUUGGUUCUACACCGGCGUGGGCGACCGCGUGCAGUGUUUCCGGUGCAACGUGACGGCCGAGGGCUGGCUGGCUGGCGACUGUCCCUCUGAGAAACACAAACAGCUCUCUCCAAAUUGCUCCUUCAUCCAGAGCCUCCCAUCUACCACCAAUCUGCUCUCGUCCUCUCAUUCAGCCUUUUCUCCCCUCCGCAUCGCCCCGGCUCUACCACUUUCUGGUCCAGGCCCGGCUGCUCCUAACCCCUCAGCAGGCCAAAGCGAAGAGGCAGUAGGUUUCUUAAGCACAGCAUUCACUGUGCCUCCUCCCUCCAGCCCGCUGACCUCCCGCGGCGUAGAGGACAUGUCCCACCAGAGACCAACGUGCCAUAAUCCCAGCAUGCGUAGAGAGCAGGACCGCCUGGACUCCUUUCACUCCUGGACGCUCACUAUCAUCACUCCUGCAGAGCUCGCCAAGGCAGGUUUCUACUACCUAGGCCAAGGGGACAGAGUGGCCUGCUUUAGCUGCGGUGGACACCUGAGUAACUGGGAGCCGGGCGACAGAGCUGUGUCUGAGCACCAGAGGCAUUACCCAAACUGCCGCUUCAUUCGUGGGGACAGAGCCGACAACGUGUCCCUGGCCGGUGCUGCAGCAACCGCCAAUUUAGGAGUAACGCCUCAGAUCUCUGCUGGAGCACCUACUCUCACCAACGUGUCCAACCCAUCCAUGCAGCAGAGCGAGGAGAGGUUGUUGACGUUUGUCAACUGGCCUUCUCGUAUUCCCGUGCGGCCUGAACAGCUGGCGAAAGCCGGAUUCUACUAUGUGGGGAGAAACGAUGAUGUGAAGUGUUUCUGUUGCGACGGAGGCCUGCGGUGCUGGGAGUCUGGAGACGAUCCAUGGGUGGAACAUGCAAAAUGGUUUCCUCGGUGUGAAUAUUUGCUUCAGGAAAAAGGACAAGAGUUCGUUCACCAGAUCCAGGCUCGAUUUCCUCGGUUGUUUGAGCAGCUUUUAACAAAUGGAGACAACUCCAGAGAGUUCAUGGAUCCUCCUGUGGUGCACCUGGGUCCAGGUGAGGAGCGGUCUGAGGACGCCGUCAUGAUGAACACCCCCGUCAUUAAGUCUGCUUUAGAGAUGGGCUUUGAGCGGAGUCUAGUCAAGCAAACGGUCCAGAGCAAGAUCCUGACGAGUGGGGAGAACUACAGAACCGUCCAGGAGCUGGUCUCAGACCUGCUGAGCGCUGAAGACCAGAAGAGGGAAGAGGAGCGAGAGAUGUUGGCAGAAGCGAUGGCGUCAGAUGGGUUCACUUUUGUCAAGAGACACCAGGCGGCUUUGGUCCAGCGUCUGAAGAGUGUCGAGCCGGUGUUGGAGCAUCUAAGGGAGCAGAAUGUGUUGUCUGCAGAGGAAUACAGCGGUCUGAUGGCGCAGACUUCGGCUCAGCAGCAAACUGCCAGGCUGAUCGAGCUCGUUCUCACUAAAGGAAACGCCGCUGCUGAGGUGUUCCGCAACUGGAUCCAGAAAAACGACGUCCAUCUGCUCAGAGACCUCAUGGCUCAGUCAAAUGAAGCUUCUUCACCGAGCCAAGAUCUUUCAGACCUACCCAUGGAGGAGCAGCUGCGCCGCCUGCAGGAGGAGCGCACCUGCAAGGUGUGUAUGGACAAAGAGGUCAACAUCGUCUUCAUCCCUUGUGGACAUCUGGUGGUGUGCAAAGAGUGUGCACCCUCCCUGAGGAAGUGCCCUAUCUGCAGAGGUCUGGUUAAAGGCACGGUCCGAACCUUCCUCUCAUAACCAACAGGCUGCUGUGACCAAAGGGCAACAUGCUACACGCAUUCGUGUUUUAUAGACUUUUUAAUCUAGAACUAGAAACUCAAAAGGUUUUUAAUCUCAAGUAUGGUAAACAAUUGGUAUCUUUAAAUAUUAAAGUGGUCAUUUAGAUCUGUAGAGAUACUUUGUGGUUUCAAGUUAUACCAGUGAACUAGUCGUCUAACAUGCCUCAGCUCAAUACCAUUUCAGUUAAUUCCUGCAAGAUAAACAUGUUUUAUGCUAAAAUGCCACUUUCUUCAUUAAGUACAGAAUAAAGUGUUCUGUGUUCUAGCCACUUCUGGUUGAUAAUGGCCUUUUUGUCCCAGGUUUUGGACAAACAAUAUUGGACAAAUUGAAUGUAAUCUGGUAAAACUGUUAUGGGUUACCAGGUAGGAAAUAAAGUUCUCAAACACAA